Parnassius apollo (apollo) is the source of this 2181-nucleotide messenger RNA. NCBI's taxonomy places the organism in Eukaryota, Metazoa, Arthropoda, Insecta, Lepidoptera, Papilionidae. The record is from the annotation of a GenBank genome assembly.
AUGGAAUUUCUUGAGUAUAAUGAUGUGUCAGCUGAAAUAAAAGGGGCAAUGGUGCCUGGUCGAUUGAAAAUGACUGACCAGAAUAUAGUAUUCAAAAAUAGUAAAACCGGCAAAGUAGAACAGAUAUCAGCUAAUGAUAUUGAUCUUGUAAACUUCCAAAAAUUUAUCGGUUCUUGGGGUCUCAGAAUUUUUCUCAAGAAUGGAACCUUACAUAGAUAUGGCGGUUUUAAAGAAGGGGAACAAGAAAAAGUUGCAAAAUUUUUUAAGUCCAACUACAAUAAAGAUAUGCUAGAAAAGGAACUUUCGCUUAAAGGCUGGAAUUGGGGUACGGCUAAAUUCAAUGGUGCAGUACUAAGCUUCAAUGUUGGUUCAAACACUGCUUUUGAAAUACCUUUACAUUAUGUUUCACAAUGUAACACUGGCAAAAAUGAAGUUACACUUGAAUUUCAUCAGAAUGAUGAUACUCCUGUCUCAUUGAUGGAGAUGCGUUUUCAUAUACCAACAAAUGAGCUGGCAGGUGACAUGGAUGCUGUUGAAGCUUUCCACCAACAGGUUAUGAACAAGGCUAGCGUUAUAUCAGUUUCUGGAGAUGCUAUUGCCAUCUUUAGAGAACUACAAUGUCUCACUCCUCGUGGUCGCUAUGACAUCAAGGUGUUCCAGACUUUCUUCCAACUCCAUGGUAAAACAUUUGAUUACAAAAUUCCAAUGUCAACUGUACUAAGACUCUUCCUGCUGCCACAUAAGGACACUAGGCAAAUGUUUUUUGUGGUAUCACUGGACCCACCUAUCAAACAAGGUCAAACAAGGUACCAUUAUUUGGUACUAUUGUUUGGUAUUGAAGAGGAGACUAGUUUAGAACUACCAUUUACAGAGGAAGAAUUGAAGGAGAAAUAUGAAGGUAAAAUUACCAAAGAGCUAUCAGGGCCUACAUAUGAAGUACUAGCCAAAAUUAUGAAAGUAAUAAUAAACAGGAGGGUGACUGGACCUGGUGACUUUUUAGGGCAUCACAAGACUCCCGCAAUAGCUUGUUCAUACAAGGCAGCUGCUGGGUACCUGUACCCCCUGGAGAAGGGCUUCAUUUACGUCCACAAGCCGCCGGUGCACAUUCGCUUUGAAGAAAUUGCCUCUGUGAACUUCGCUCGAGGUGGUGCCUCCUCUACCAAGUCAUUUGACUUCGAAAUAGAAUUAAAGUCUGGCAGUAUUCAUACAUUCAGCAGUAUAGAAAAGGGAGAAUACGACAAGCUGUUUGAUUAUAUCACAUCAAAGAAACUGCAUGUCAAAAAUACUGGCAAGAAUGAUAAAGCGCUGUACGACGAUGACUUUGGCGAUUCGGACACGGAGAAGGAGCCCGACGCGUACUUGGAACGCGUGAAGGCCGAAGCUAAGGAACGUGAAUCCGACGACUCAGAUGGAAGCGAUGAGAGCACCGACGAGGACUUUAACCCCGAUAAAGCUAACCAGAGCGACGUCGCUGAAGAGUAUGACACCAAUCCGUCAUCAUCCGAAGAGUCUGAUGCGUCAGGGGCGUCAAAUGACAGCAAAAAAGAAAAGAAGAAAGAAAAGAAACCUAAGAAAACUAUUACAAUUUCUGAAGCUCCGCGUAAGCGUAAGGAAAAAUCGAAGAAACGAGAAAAGGACGCAAACGCACCAAAACGGCCGGCUACUGCGUUCAUGUUAUGGCUAAAUGAAAACAGAAAGAAGAUUAUUGAAGACAACCCAGGCCUUAAGGUUACUGAGGUCGCUAAGAAGGGCGGUGAACUGUGGCGAGAUCUCAAGGACAAGUCUGAAUGGGAUGAAAAAGCAAGUAAAGCGAAAGAAGAAUACAACCAAGCAAUGAAGAAGUAUAAAGAAAGUGGAGCAGCGGAUGAGUUUAAACAAAAGAAGAAGCAAGCUGAGAAAGAACGUAAGGCAGCAGACAAGAAAAGCAAAGCUCCUCCAUCAGCUAAAAAAGCUAAGAGCAGUAGUACUGCUGCUGCUGCUAGCUCUGGCAAGUUCACAAGCAGAGAGUACAUUGAAGAUGACGAUAGUUCCUCUGAUUCUGAUAAGGAGAAGGAAAAAGAAAAGAAGAAAGACAGUAAAGAGAACAAAGAAUCAAAGAAAGACAAGAAGGGUUCAUCUUCAGAAGCUGAAGCAACUUCAGGAUCUGGGGAAGAGAGCGGAAGUGGCAGCGGCAGCGAUUAA